AUGGCCGUGUCCGACUGUAUGGCAAGAGCAGUUGUGCAAGCAAUGGCAGAGCAACUGGAACGAAGUAAAUUUUAUGAUAUUACCAUUGUGGUAAAGCAGAGACACUUCCACUGUCAUCGAUUUCAACUAAGUGCGUGUUCGGAGUAUUUCCGACGCAAGUUUUCAUCUGGCAUGAAGGAAAGCCACGCAGAUAUUGUUGACAUUAAAGAGAUUGAACCGGACAUUUUUAGUCUAGUUAUUGACUGCAUAUACAAAGCAAAGUAUGUCCUAAAUACAGAAAAUGCCACCAGGCUAUGGCAUGCAGCCAACUGGCUUGAGAUAGAUUUUCUUAUUGAAAGCUGCGAAACGUUUCACACUAACAACUUGUCAAUACACAACUGUGUUGACGUUUACCUCAAUGCCAAAGUGCUGAAAUCUGACAUGGUAAUGAGACUCUCCUGGGAGCUGAUAGUCAAGGAAUUUGAAUACCUUAGACAGACGGAAAAAAUUUUGAUGCUGGAUUAUGAAGACAUCAUGAAGCUAUUGGAAAUUGAUGCUCUGAGUGUGCCAUCAGAAGAUGUUAUGAUUGAUGUCAUAAUGAGGUGGACUCGUUUUAGUUGGGGACCCACGACAGUGACAGUUGAGGAAGAUUGUUCUGGUGCAACAGCUGAAACACCCCCUCCAUAUACAGAACUAGUCGGUUUUGUUUCCAGUAAUGAUUCAAGAUCAGAGAAGCGAAAGAAACAAAUUGUUGAAGACAUUCAAGGGCAGAACAACAUAAACGCAUUAGAAGAACAAUAUGUAGCUGAAAAUGAGGAUAUACAAAAAGAGGCUAAUCCCCGGGCACAGUUUUUGCCGAGUCUUUUGUCUGCUGCUAAAAUCUGUCUUGUUAGUCUCACACGCAUUCAGACUCUCUUUGAAAGUGAACUGAUCCGUGAAAACAGAAAGGCCUUUGACGUUGUAAUGGAAGGGCUACGGUACCAGACGCAGCCUGGAAGAAGGCAUGAUUACUGUCCUCCUAUUGCCAUUCACAGAAGUUCAAGUGAACUAAAAAAUGUAAUAAUGUCUAUGUUUGUGCAAGCAGAUCAAGUAAAGAUGUCAUGUAUGACACUGGAAAAUGAAUGGUUCACCUUAGCCGCACCACCAGCUCAUCUUGCACAGUGUAAAGCUGUCAGCUAUGAGAAUGAUAUUUAUGCAUUACCGACAACUGCUUACCAAUACGCUUUCAAAUAUGACAGCAAAACAAAUACUUGGAGACAGCUAGAGGCUCCGAUAAACACAGCAAGACCAAACAUAUCUAUUGUAGUUCUCGACCAAUACAUCUAUGCUAUUGGGGGAGAUAACUGUACAGCCAUUGAAAGAUUCAGUGCAGCAGAUGAACAGAAGGCACCUGGAACAGGCAAAUGGGAAACCGUUGGACAGCUGAGACAUGCCGUAACAAAUAUUGCUAUGACAACAUCUGAAAGUAAUAUUUUCGUGUUAGGAAUUGCCAGUGAAGACAGCUCUUCAAUAAUAGUCCAACGUUUUGAUACACAGACCAUGUCAACUUUCAUUAACUUACAUGAAAUGCCAGGUUCCAGUAAGAAUAUGAUUGUCUUCAGGCAAGAAAAAAGAAGCUAUCUACUCCAAGAAACUGGAGCCCUGUGGAAAACGGUGGUGUCAGAUGAAAGGGUUCUCAGUCUUCACUUUCAAGGCAUGGUCUGGGAAAACCCUGUUGAGUUGGAGUCCGCUAUCAUUUGCAAUAACGAGCUUCUUGUUUUUGUAAAAACAGCCGACCCACAGUUGCCACGUGAGUGGGAUACAACAAGAUAUCCAGAAUUUAAGCAUGUGAAGAUAGUUGAUCGUGAAAUCAACUGCGUUCUGAAUAAUGUAGUACCAAAAACACAUCUCACAGCUAAAGAAGCCUAA
Messenger RNA from Candidula unifasciata, 1887 nucleotides. Lineage: Eukaryota; Metazoa; Mollusca; Gastropoda; Stylommatophora; Geomitridae. The record is from the annotation of a GenBank genome assembly.